This is a messenger RNA of Acanthaster planci (crown-of-thorns starfish), 3447 nucleotides long. RefSeq lists its product as uncharacterized. Gene Ontology annotation, molecular function: ubiquitin protein ligase activity. Gene Ontology annotation, biological process: proteasome-mediated ubiquitin-dependent protein catabolic process. NCBI's taxonomy places the organism in Eukaryota, Metazoa, Echinodermata, Asteroidea, Valvatida, Acanthasteridae. The record is from RefSeq and is a predicted model, not a curated record.
ACUGCGAACAUUCAUGUGUCCCAAAGAUACGUGGUAAUCGAAUUACUCUGAAAACAAACUGGUAUCUUCCAAACGGAACGAAAACAGCAUUGUGCGCGCGCACGUCGUGAAGAACUUCAUAAAAAAUGGAUAUUUUUUAAUCGUCACUGUAUUUAACGUCGGUGACAUCAGAUUAUGGCCGACAUGGCCGACAUGGCCGAGGGAGAGGAACUACCGCUUUCUAUUCCUGUCAAAGCAGUGUCUGAGCACUUCACUUGUCCCAUCUGCAUGGAGAGACUGUCCCAGACGUAUAUCACGCCCUGCGGCCAUCGCUACUGCGGGAUAUGUAUCAAAGAAUGUGUCAACAGAAGAUCAAAAUGUCCCUGCUGCAACACAAAAGUGACAGCAGACAAGCUGUAUCCUGAUUGGGCGUUUGACAAUCUCAUCAGCAUGGUUUCCACGGAGAAGUCCAAAGCGGAAGACCAAUACUUUGUGAAGCUAAUCCAAGAAGCAGGUCAUCAUGAACAUGAAGGGGCCAAUCACAGAGAGGAAUCUCCGAUUGUAGGAACGUUACAAAAGCAUCUCAAGACUGGGCUGGCUACCCAUGAGCAGUACUAUCAGGACUUCAAGCGGGAGUUCACCCAGCGAAUUCAGGAGGUGAAUUUACAGAUGGAAGCACUGCAAGGAGGUGGAGAUGACGUGUUAUUGGCCCAGCAGCUUCAAGAGCUGGAGGUCAAGAAACAAACGCUGCACACAGAACUUCGAACGUGUACCCAGUUACUAGUCGAUGCAUACGACAAAUAUUUAGCCGAUCACCUACCCACUCCUUCAUUACUACCGGUCACAGUGUCUGUGCGACUCCAAGGGAAAAAUGUCAGUCUGCCAGAUAUUAAAAUCAAGCCCCACAGCAGUAUAUCUGAAAUUAAGGAUGUUAUUGCCAUGGCAAUGGAGGCAAGAGGAGAUCCAAUUGCUAGCUUCCCAGAUGACCAAGUGCAAUUUGUUCUUCUCGGACCUGUCGAGAAGGGCCGCGAAAUAUCAGCUGAGCUUUUAGAGGAGCUGUUGCAAUCUCCUGAUAGUAUGGAAAGGUCAGAGGUUAUCAGGCUGUUACCCCGGGGUUGUCAUCCUUUACUGGAGUUUGGUGUGAAGCCAGGGAGUGAGGUUGUCGUAGCCGGCCCACUCAAACUGGAAAGUGAGAUGCCCAAGCAGUGUUUUGCACAGACUUUUGUCAAGGACAAGGGCCAAUCAAUGGACUACUUCACCUGUAAAGAUUGCGCAUUCAAAUGGGUAUGUCGAUCCUGCAAAGACUUCUGCCAUAAAGAUCACCAGACUGUGCCAUACAUAAUGGGCCACCAACCGACAUGGGCAUGUUGCUACUGUCCCAGAAAGAAAAAGUGCCAACUUGGUGAAUUGAGAACUUGAAGAGGAUCACAGGACCCCCUCCCCAGGCCAAAUUUGGUCAGCUCCAUCAACGUGAAAACAAACUCAGCCUGCUGUAACACUGACAUUGGUAAAAAGGAAAUGUGCAUGUGGAAAUAGGAAGGGCAGAAGACAUCAAAGGGCACUGUUGGAAGUUUCAUUGUGUGCAGAGGUCUUUCGUUGGUUUACAUGGGAUUCUGAUAAUAACGUAUCUGACAAACUGCCAAGAGAUGUCCUCAGGCCAUUCUUGAUCAACAUUUGUUGAACAUUUUUAUUAUUUUCUUGGUAUUUGAAACUAUUUUAGACAGUUUCAAGAUGUACUUUGCAUCAGGGCGAUGUCAAGAUUUAAUUCCUCAUUUUGCCCUUACACUGAUGUAUACGUAAGACAGUCCAGCCAUUCCUAUAGAGGACCCAUUAUGUAGCCAGUCUUGAAUGGUUGAUGAAACACCAGCUGGCUGAUCUUACUGACUUUUUUCUGGUGUCACGUGAAAUUUAGAUUCUGAAAUCUGGUCCUUUGAUUGCUAUUUUGCACACAAUUCACAAUCUUCACUUACGUUUGGGCAAUGGUCCCAAUGAAUCCAUAUUUUGAAAGUCUGAGAUUCAUGCUGCUCUGGGUCGUCUCAUUCUGUGCUACGUCAGACAGUAUGCACCACGCAAUAUUCAUAUCAGGAGAUCAUUGGACUACUCGUGAGAGGCACGUACCAUAAUAUGACUAGAUGGGUGUGUUAACAAAAAAAAAUGAGUGGGAAACACCAAAAUUUUUGAAAUUUAUACUUUUGAAAAUUGCUCGGACUUUCUGACUUAAUAUUAAGGUUUUUAUGAAUGGGAUGAAAUAUGUGUUUGGCCAGUCUUUAACGUUGAUUUAAGACUGGCUGAGGAGAGUGCAUGCCGAUAAUGUCCCUUGCCAUGCUCAGGUCAUUAUUCAGCAUCCAUUCUCCUGAUCCAAUCUGAAAUGAAUGUUCAUUCAUUCUGAGGCUGAACAAGCACAUAGUCUCUCAUUAAACUAUACAACAUAACACGUACAAAUACAUCAGAGAAUGAGCCAGUGGCAAAGUUAACUUGCCAAGGAGUGGUCCACAGGUCUUUCCUUGAGUGUGAUACAGGACCAUGAUUUACUAUAGAAAUGUUUCUAAGAGUUCCAAAAGGAUUUACAGUGAGUGUUUCUACUGGAUUGUAUUGCAUUAUUUAAUAAACAUUCCCUGUUGAAUCCAUAAGGCCAUAUUGGUCAAGUUCGGGCGGCCUGUUCUUGUACACAGGUUUCGUAAGAUUUUGAUUUUUGAACAGCUGCAAACAUGGAAAAAAGUAGAGUGAUGGCUUACAAAGCCAGUGACCAUAUGACAUUUUGCAAAAGUAUCAUUAAUUAUUCACCAUAACACAGAAAUGAAUGUUCCUAUUUAAACAGAAAAGAAUUCAGCCCAGUUAUCCAAACAUUAACUCUCAAAUAACAUACAUCAACGCUGCCAUGUUGGAAGUUGCUUGUCACUAACUACCACCAAUAACCGGUUGUACGUUACCUGCAUUCGAGCGGCUGUCCAAAAGCAAUAAAUCAAGCUGUUUGUGAACACACGAGAGCAAGCCGCCCGAACUCAGCCAUAGUGUUGGGGGUAUACAGCUUGAGCAGAUGUACCCCUUCAUUGGUUGAAAAGAACCAUGCUGGUCAGGAUUACUCAAUUUGUUGAAGGCAAUGCGACCGUAAUGCAUGCAUUUCAUAAUCAUUUGUGAACCAGCAGAGUGCAGUUCCGACCCAAGGAACCUCUGUUACGAGGAAAAUAAUGCCCUCUCUUGGUCCAGCUUGGGGCUCAUAGGUUGUAACAGACAAGAGUGGAUUUAGGACAACUAAGGGACUGAUGGGUAAACGGCCCUUCAAAUGGUCUGUGUAAUGCAAUUUUUUAUCUUACAAUUUUGAAAAUGCACCUUUACAAUUUUGAUUAAUCUGAUUUUCAGUUCAUGUUUUGCUGUCCUAAAAGGCAUUUUGCAGCCUUUUAGUUUUUACCUAACAUUGCCUUCCCCGAUCGACAUUACAAUAGAAAAACUCCCUUGGUUAAUUGCAAA